Acaulospora colombiana is the source of this 221-nucleotide messenger RNA. NCBI's taxonomy places the organism in Eukaryota, Fungi, Glomeromycota, Glomeromycetes, Diversisporales, Acaulosporaceae. The record is from the annotation of a GenBank genome assembly.
AUGGUUUCGACUAUCCCUGCCAGGGCGAAUUCAGGUCAUAAGUGGGGUGAGGAGGGUCAAAAUGACUCCCACGCAAAUUGGAGAGCGGCUAUGGAUCAGCAGCAAGAGGUCUCUGAAGCAACUCCACUACUGUCGUCAAAAAAACCUGGGUAUUCUAGUGUUGACUCUGAUUGGUGGACAGAACUUCGGACGAUAGGAAGAUAUACUCUCCCGGUCUUUGG